Messenger RNA from Durusdinium trenchii, 2706 nucleotides. NCBI's taxonomy places the organism in Eukaryota, Dinophyceae, Suessiales, Symbiodiniaceae. The record is from the annotation of a GenBank genome assembly.
AUGGCGGAGGAGGAGCUGACAGAUGUCACGAGCCUGCGGCAGCGGAUGGACCCCGAGCUUCACGUGAGGGAGGAAGGCCGGCUACGUGUGCCCAACAAGCAGCAGCUACAGGCCGUGCAUCAGGACAUUAACCCUCGUGGUUAUAGCAAGUGGCCCCUGGAGCGUUUCGUACGCGCAGCGCAUGAAGGGGACUUGGAGCUCCUGACGAAGAUGCUCAAUCGGGAGGAUCCCAUCGAUGGCUACCAUCACGACUUCAAUGCGCACCACAAACCAGAUGGCUACAAUGCCCUUCAGGCAGCAGCCAUGGCAGGUCAGCUGGAAGCCGUGCAGAUGCUCCUUGAGGCGGGCGUCGACCCACAUGUGAAGCGCAGCAUGCCCGAGGGCGAAGAUCCCAAAGAGGGCGAGACUUCCCGGGAGCUGGCGGAGAAGCAUGGUUGGGAUGACAUCGCGGCUGCUCUGAAGGAAGCGGAGAAGAGCUUCCCACGCGGCUUGUACAAAGAGUUUGGCCGGAACAACAACGCCAAGCUUUGGCCCAUCGAUCGCCCAGAAGGAUUGGAUCCUGAGCAGGAACAGCGUGCCAAAGCGGCCUACAAGAAGAUGUCGAGGCCGUUGCCUCGCAAGGAAGACCGCCUCUUCUACGGCGACCUGGUCUUCGGUGUGAACUUCGGCACUGAUGCAAAAGGGCGUCCGAUCAAGGUGAAGAAGCCCAUCGCGCCGGCAGAGAAUGGCGCUGUGGCCGAUGGGCAGGUCCAUCCACAGGCUGAAGCUGCAAAGGCAGCAGCCGAGGCACCAGGAACGUUGCCAGCCUCCUCCUCCUCAGACGUCUUGCCGUCGCCCGGAGGAGAAUGCGAAGGGGAUUUCUGCCGAGGCCCUCUGCGCAGGUUUUAUGGCGCCAGGCCGGAGCACCUGCCUCCGCCCUUGGACACGGAUAGAGAGGAAGAGCCUCAGACCGAAGCCAUCGAGGAGACCGUCCGAGUGAUCGGCGCCAAGCGCACAGACGUCGUGCGGGAUUCCGGAUUGAAACGUGAGUCAGCCUUGACCAUGGAGGAGAAGGUGCUCGAAGAGCUCGAGAAGCUGAAAUCCGUGAUCCAUGGCCACUUUGAACGUCAGACUGCCUUGCUGAAGACUGUGGCACGGGGCGUCCCACUGGAGCCGCGCGGCUUGCAGCACGCCCUCCGGCCGAUCCCGGCGGCCAGCCCCGAGGGCGAGUGCGCGAAGCCUACCACAGCGGAAGCUAUGCAGCUGGGCAUUCGCCGGAGCACGCAGACUGACGCCUCUGCCUCAUCGGAACCCAUGUCCUCCGUCAUGUCUGCCGCUUCGGAGGGUUUGAAUUCCUCCGAUACCUUCGUGAAUGAUUUCUUGAAGGCCUUUGAAGACAAGGCACACCAUGCGGCGGAGCGGCUCUAUCAAAAAAAGCGCAGCUCGUUGUUCACCAACUUCGACGAGGAGACCUCCGUGCGGUCCUAUGCGAAAAGAUUGGUGAGGAGUCCCUUCUUUGCUCACGCAGUGACGACCAUCAUUGUCUUCAACUUGGUGAUCCUGGGGAUCGAAGUGGACGUCUCCACCACCCUCGGGCAGGACGAUAUCCCCCGCUGGUUUGGGGUGUGCAACGGCAUUGUGGUGAUCCUUUUUACGCUGGAGCUCGGGAUCAGCUUGUACGCUCAAGGCUGCCGAACCUUCUUCUGUGGCCGUGAGCGCUGGUGGAAUUUCUUCGAUCUGGUGAUCAUCCUCCUCUCGCUUUUUGAAAGUGUUCUAGACUUCUGGGUCGAAUCCACCUCGUCUGCCUCCCAGGGGGUGAGUGCCUCACACUUGCGCUUCGUGCGCACGGUGCGCCUAGCGCGUGCCCUGCGGGGCAUCCGAGUGAUGCGCUUGUUGCGCUAUGUGAGCGCCUUGAGGACGCUGGUGCUCUCGAUCAUGAGUAGCAUGGCUUCCCUCAUGUGGACGCUGAUCCUUCUCUUGCUCCUCUUCUACUCCUUCGGCGUGCUCUUUACUCAGCUGGUCUCAGAUGAGUGCAGAUAUCAAGAAAUCGCACGCACGCAACAAAGCAACUCAGUGCCGAGAUGUGAGGAGGACUUCGGCGACUAUUACUGGUCUUCGAUCUCCAUGAGCAUGCUGACCCUCUUCAUGUCCACCACCGGUGGUGUCGACUGGGAAGAUGCCUUGGAUCCAUUGAUGAAGAUUUCGCUCAUCGCUGUGGGGUGCCUGGUGGUUUAUAUUACCAUCACCUUCUUCGCCAUUGUGAACGUGAUAACAGGUGUUUUCGUGACGACUGCUAUGGAAACCACUGCAGCUGACAAAGACUUGAUGGUCAUGAAGCAGCUGCAGAGGAAGAACGUGCAAGUAGAUGAUUUGAAGUCGCUCUUCGCGGAGAUCUCUGGGAGCGAGCGAAACGUGGAGGUCAGCAUCCAUCAGUUUAAGGCGGCCAUGUCUUCGGCCAAGUUCGCGGCAUUCCUGCAAUCGAUGGGUAUCUCCACUGAGGAUGUCGGGGUUCUGUUCAAGCUGUUAGAUGCCGACGCUAGCGGCUUGGUGGAGCUCGAUGAGUUUGUGACCGGAUGCUUGAAUCUGCAUGGCACCGCCAAGAGUUUACAGCUGGCGAGGAUGAGCUAUGAGAACAAGUUGACUCGGCGGGAGAUCAAACACAUGCACGAUGCGCUACGAGAUCUGCACCUCAUGACUACGAUGCUGUAUGAGAACUGGACUGUGUGA